Molecule: messenger RNA, 8734 nt
Organism: Hippopotamus amphibius kiboko
Lineage: Eukaryota; Metazoa; Chordata; Mammalia; Artiodactyla; Hippopotamidae
Gene: ZC3HAV1
Product: zinc finger CCCH-type containing, antiviral 1
Exons: 13
Coding region: 1822-4512 (896 amino acids)
Molecular function (GO): metal ion binding; NAD+ poly-ADP-ribosyltransferase activity
Source: RefSeq, a predicted model, not a curated record
UCCUUAGUUGUGGCAUGUGAACUCUUAGUUGCAGCAUGCAUGUGGGAUCUAGUUCGCUGACCAGGGAUCAAACCCAGACCCCCUGCAUUGGGAGCUAGAAGUCUUAACCACUGUGCCACCAGGGAAGUCCCUAACUGAUUGGGUAUUGGAAGCCCAAUCCCUGGGAACCUGUCAGAUCACAAAUCAGGCCAAGUGCAUUAAAGACAACUACAAAGUAAUAGCUAGAGGGAACCCAGCUUUCGCUUGUUUUCAUACCAAAGUACUGUAUUCCUAAGAAACACUGUUCAUCAGCCAUUAAUUACCAACCUGAGAAUGCCCAUCACUCAUUUUGGAGAAUUUCUAGUUUGAUAACUGAAAACUCUCAUUUAAAAAAAGGUUUAUUGCUUAUCUGAUCAAUGACCCAUUUCACUUGGGAGUGUGGGGAGGAAAACUUUUUUCCUCUUCCAACUUGAGUCUGGUGAUUGGGUCCUGCAAAUUAACUGACAAUAGACAGAUUAAAAACAGAAAAUACAAGAUUUAUUUACCAUUGGGAGGAGGUGAGUUUCCAAUAAUGGAAACCUCCUGGAAUAGCCUUUAGUAACUUUAUGUAUCUCAAUUUAACAAGGGGGGGGGGGUUAGGACUUAAGUGGGAGAGUAUGGAAGGUUCUUUUGGGCUUUUUCUAAUUGCAAUGGACUUUCUGUCUCCAGGGCUACUGAAUUAUCAGGAAACUCCCUUGGAAGGGGGUUAAAGGUAGCUUUAUUUUCAGGAGGCUUUGCUUUAGUCAGAUUAAGAGAAAUUCAGAUAAAAUUUCUUUCCGUAUCUUCUAUAGCUCAAAUAUUUUCACUUUAAUCUUUAUACCAACUUUGGGGGUCCAAGUGAGUUCCCACUGGGGAAAAGUUCUUGUCCAAAUAUCCAAAGAGGAACUUUUCUGAAGCCUUGGGAUCUGUCUAAGCACGCCCGGGUUGUGACUGAUUGCUGUCAGAGAUUAAGCGGUGUCUGGGGCAUCUCUGUUAGCGAUUACAGACAGGCAAGAGUGUGUCAAGAAGUGGUUUUUCAAAGAGCCCAUAAGAAGGCAAAAAAGAGGGAGAGCAAUAAUCGUUGUUCUUUGAGAAGGUAGGGUGGUGUGAGACAAAGUUCACAGCGGUCCUGGCCAGGCAAACCACGAUCUGGAGCUUGGGGGCCAGAUUUGGGGAACCUCAGGUUCCCAGGCUCCAGCUGGUCGGCUGUGAGUGUUUGUUCAAAUUACUUCCUCAAGUAGACUGAGGAUAACAAUAUCUAACUCUUGGAGUUGUAAGGAUUCACUGAUUCCGGAGGCAGGGCGCCGGGCUCGGAGCGAGCGCUCACUUGGGUCUCUUCUCUCGGGGGAUGGGUGGGGUAGAGAACAGAAGACUCCUCAAGAGGGCUCCCAAGACUUGCGUCAUUCGUCACUUUGGCUGGCGUAUACAAACUCCACCAGAGCCCCGAGAUCAUUUUUUAGUUUCUCUUCUUUCCGAAGAAGCCUCUCGGUGCCCAGCUGGGGAGCCUGACCCUCGAGGCACCUAGAACUGAGCGGGAGCCGUCCGGUGGUCGCCGCGGUCGCCGGCAGACGAGUCCGAGUCUGUUCGCUCUCUUUCCACUGGGCCGCCGUCGCGAUCGACUUUAAAUCUGACACAGGGACCCCCAAGUCGGUGAGACCUGGCCUCUCGACCCAAGCCUAGCGGGAAACCGAAACCGCUGCGCUCGGCUGACGGCGGCGCACAGCGCACGCUCCCUCUGCCGGGGCGCGCCCGCCCCCACUCUAGUAAGUUUCGAUUCUCCGAGAGGCAGAGUCCGGUGCGGCGGCCAGGCCAGCGCAGCGCGCCAUGGCCGACCCGGGAGUGUGCUGCUUCAUCACCAAAAUUCUGUGCGCCCACGAGGGCCGCAUGACCCUGGAAGAGCUGCUCGACGAGAUGCAGCUCCCCGAGGCGCAGCUCCGCGAGGUGCUGGAGGAGGCCGGGCCCGACCGCUUCGUGCUGUUGGAGAAGGGCGGCAAGGAAGGGGUCAUCCGAUCGGUGGUGGCCACCACUCGUGCCCGGGUCUGCCGUCGCAAGUACUGCAACAAACCCUGCGGAAAUCUGCAUCUCUGCAAGCUCAACCUGCUGGGCCGGUGCCACUAUUCGGAGCGGAACUUAUGCAAAUAUUCUCACGAUGUUCUCUCAGAAGAUAACUUCAGUGUCCUGAAAAAUCAUGCACUCUCUGGGCUGAACAAAGAUGAAUUAGCGGUGCUCCUUCUCCAAAAUGACCCUUUUUUUAUGCCGGAGAUAUGCAAAAAUUAUAAGGGAGAGGGUGGAAGACAGAUUUGUAACCAGCAGCCACCGUGUGAAAGGCUCCACAUCUGUGAACACUUUACCCGAGGGAAUUGUGGUUAUGCCAACUGCUUCCGGUCCCAUAACCUGAUGGACAGAAAGGUCCUGGCCAUCAUGAGGGAGCAUGGGCUGAGCCCGAGCGUGGUCCAGAACAUCCAGGACAUCUGUGACAACAGGCACCGCCGCAAGAAACCCUCUGGCUGGAGAGGACCUCCUGCACAUCGUAGAGACGGGGCGCACAGAGGCAGAAGCAAGAGCAGGGACCGGGGCAGCGGGGAGUUUCCUCCGUCUGCUUCGGCUUCUGCCCAGAGGUCCUGCUCCUCCAGCCCAGUUCCCGCCGCCCGCGCGUCCCCCCCGGAUGCCGGGCCCGUGGAGGAUCUCGCCCGCAAGCUCACGCAUCUGGGAACUCAGGAGCGCCCUCCGCCCUCCUCAGCCUCGUCCGCAGCUGCCAGUCUUGGAAGGAUCGGACAUGGGGGAGGAAGCCAGAGGUUUUCAGAGAAUGGCGGUCCAGGGGGCCUUUUCUGCGGGAAUCACAGCAGUUCUUACUUCACUUUUGAGUCGACACCAGCUUCCCAGUGGAAGAUGCCCGCCUCCUGGCAGAAGGAGCAAGACACCGGUAGAGAGAGGUUGUUUCCUCCCAGUCAGGCUGUCUCCUUCUCUCCUCUCGGUUCUCCACCAACACCUGAAACCAUCACCACCAGAAAGAGCACGGCCGGCCUUUCCUCGGACGGUGUGAACCCGGAGGGCAGAAGUGGGAAUCAAGACAGCCGGCAUGUCCUGCUUUUCAACAAUAAUGUCGAUAGUGUGGCCACAGAUAGCACUUCUACGAGAUCGUUAAAUUACAAAACCACAACCAGUAGACAGAGAGAAAAAUCACUACCUAGGCAUCAGGACUCCGGAACGACUCGCAGUCACCUGCAGACCGCUGGCAGGAUGACAGCUGACGGUGAUGGGGCCGCGGCCUUUGCUAACGAUUCUGUAUCUGACGUUGCGAGUACCACAUCUUCUACGAAGGAUGAACAUGGCUCAAACGAAAUUUGUCUCGACCAUCUGUAUAAGGGUUGUCAACUUAAGAGCUGCAACAAAGAUCACUUCCACCUGCCCUACCGGUGGCAGAUAUUAACUGCAAACACCUGGAUAGACCUGCCGCUCAUGGAGGAGAUUGAGAAGGACUUCUGUGACCUCAAAAUCUGCACUUCUAUUGGAAAUCAUAAAAUCAACUUCCAGAAGAUGACCUAUGACUGUAGCCCCAUCCGACGUCUCUGCACGCCUUCAUCUGUCACAGUGCCAGCCGGUUCUCUCUUUGCCACAAAAUGGAUUUGGUAUUGGAGGAAUAGCUAUGACAGAUGGGUUCAAUAUGGGGAGAAGAAUGACAAUGAGCACAUUUCAAACAUUGACUCUUCAUACCUGGAGUCUUUCUUUCUAUCCUGUCCGAGAGGAAUUGUGCCAUUUCAGGCGGGUUCACGAAACUACGAACUGAGUUUCCAAGGGAUGAUUCAGACCAACAUAGCUUCCAAGACCCAAAAGGAUGUCAUCAGAAGGCCGACGUUUGUGUCUUACUGGGAUGUGGAGCGGGUGAAACGUGGACCAGACCAUCAACCGGUGCAGACCCAGUCAGAGCCUUUCAUCUUGGUAUCUCUUCCCCAACGGGACACGUCCGUCUCAUCCUCGAAUGAGUUUGAGUUGUUCGAGAUCAGUCACAGCGCUCUGGAAUAUGCCAAAGUAAGUGAUCGUUUUAAAGCUUCCAUGAAAAAUUUCAAGAUUGAAAAGAUAAAGAAGAUCCGGAAUGCAAAGCUCUUAAAGGCUUUUGAAAGGAAGAAAAAGGAGAUGAAGAGAGAUGAACAAAUCCUAUUUUGUGCGGCAAGAAGCGCCCAUGUGAAGUCUAUCUGUGCGAAUAAUUUUGACUGGAACUUACAUGGAAUUCACAACAUUAAAUAUGGAAAAGGAAAUUACUUCACAAAAGAUGCCAUCAACUCCCAUAAAAAUUGCCCAUUUGAUCCCAAAAACAUCGUUAUGUUUGUAGCCCGAGUCCUGGUUGGAGAUUUUAUUGAAGGACGUAUGGGUUACACGAGCCCUCCUUUUCAUUAUGACAGCUGUGUGGAUACAAGGUUGAAUCCCUCCGUUUUCAUCAUCUUUCAGAAAGAUCAGAUUUACCCAGAAUAUGUGAUUGAAUAUACCGAAACAGACAAAACCUGUGUGAUUAGUUAGAAAUGACGGCUACAGCGUCUUAAAGGAUGCCGUAAGCAUUCUGUUCACUUGUAGAACCAGAUUGCCCCAGAUAAUAGUUAAACUUACAUUUCUUCUCCUAUAAAUGCCUUGGAUCAGUGGUUCCCAAACUUUGCUGCAUAUUUGAAUCAUCUGGGAAGCUCUAAAAAAUUCCACUGUCCAGAUUGUACCCCGUUCCAACUAAAUCACUUUUUCUGGGGAUGAGAGCCAGGAAGGGGACUGAAAUGUGUCAGGAAGUUUGGGAAUCACUGCCCUAGAUGUAACUGGCAAAGACUCACUUCUAAAACUUCUGUAAUUGUAGCAACAUUUCUCUCCCAACUACUCUUUUAGUUUAUUGCUUGACAUGGUUUCGUUUUGGUUAAAUUGAAAGAAAAUUAAUUUGGGAAAUUUGAGAGAAAUCUAAAAAUGCCUAUUGAAAUAAGGACAUAAGACAGUACAGGCGUGGAUGGAAGACUGUGAAAAAUUGGACAAUUCUUAGGAAUAUACUGAGGAAAAAACACGAGGGCAGUUUAAAUGCUAGCAUGGACAUAACUGCAGUACUAUACCUUUUCUUUGUGGCGAAACUGAUUUGGGGGCAUGCGUUGCUUUAUCUCUACGUUUAUUUAGGACACUCCAUCCAGGUUGACUCUUUCUGGAAUGCAAUUUAAAAAGCUGCUACGUGUGGCUCAGGGAGAAGCAACGAACUGGAGUUAACUGCCCAUUUGGGCUCUUUUUAUAAUUAUGGCAAAGUAGACAUUUAUAUUCUAACUAAUAUGAUUACAGAGAAGGCUUUUUUUAGGUCAGACUUUUAUGAAGUGUUGGUAUUUUGGGGGGACGGAGUUGCAGUAACCAGAUUCACACAAGCAUGACUGAUAAACCUGAGUGCUGUUGUAGUCGUUCGCGGUGGCAGUUGAGGCUCACCAAGACGUUUGGAACAGGGCCAUCCUGCUGAAGGAUGGGCCACCUAAGGAGGUGAGAUUAGUUUCCUAGUGAGACAGAAUCAGAACGAAGAGAACAGUGCCCCAAACAAGCCUCGCACCUGCUGGGGCCUUCUUUUUCUAAAUAUAACAGAUUGUGCGGAAUUGUAGCACAGUCAGUUUUUAGAGCUGCUGAGGUGCCUGGACCAAGAAUUCCUUUCUUAUUAUGACUGAGGGUUUUCCUUUUCAACAUUCCACACAGGUUGCCGACAUUUCCUGUUAUAGUUCCUUCCAGCAGAUAUAUUAUAAAAAUGAAUUAGCAUUGGUGUUGAUUUUAUAUUAGACAACUCCUCAGCUUAAAAAAGGGGCCCAACAGUAACAAAUGUAUAGACAUGUUUUAGGGUAGGGUUAUUUUCUGAAAGGCUUGCCAAAAAUACUCUCAUUCACUUAUUUUUUUCAUGGUAGCUUCUUUGUGGAGUUUUAAUUUCCUGAUCUUGACCCUCACGUUGUAGACAUGCUAUUUAUCCAACUCUAUCCGACUGCCCAUUGGACAUCUCUAGUUGGAUAUUUCACAGGCAUCUCUAAUUCAGCACAUCCAAAAUGGAGCUGUUCAUCUGCCUCUCUCAAACAAAUCAGUUUUUCCUCUAGAAAAACAUCUGCUCAAGCAGAAAUCCAAAAGUCAUCUGACUUCUUUCUCUCCCUCCCCCUGCACAUCUAAGCAGUUCCCACAUUUUCCUUUUUAAAUAUCUCUUUGUCUGCUUCUAAGUUGUUCUUUGCUUAGCAGCAAGAAUUAAAAAUUUUUUACUUUCAAAACACAGAUCAUGCCUUUAGAAUAAGGUUCAAAUUCAUCAUUCAUGGCCCCACAUGCCCUCUCCCUUCCUAUCUUCUCAUUUAUUUUCUUUCACAAUCACCCUGGCUCUCUUUCAGUUCUUCGGUGCCCCUUUUAAUCUAGCUUGGUGGUUCUCACCCAGCACUCCUGCCUUUCUUUUAUUUUAAUGACAAAUAUUUUGUAACAUCCUCUUCAUUAUCCUCAAAAUAUAAUUCAAUGGUAAUGUACUCUACCUAUAUACAAUUUUAGAAGGAAAUUAAAAAUUAAAAUAUCAACAUAAAAGGGAAUGAAAGGUACAUAACUUGGGCACGACUAUACUACAAGGCCUUAUUAAGUAGUAAGAUGUUUACGUCUACUUAUAAAGCAUAAAUUAGAACUUAAAAGAAGGUAGGAGAUCAGAAGCUAUUCUGCAUAAAGAAGUGUGGGAAAAUGAAAAAGCAGGUAUACGAGGUCACAUCGGAACAAGAACUAGUGAUACAGUAACUUAUCUGCAUAUAAUAAUACUCAAUAAGAGAAAGCACGAAACCACCUUAAUGAAAUGAAGAUACUAGACAAGAAAAUCUAGGGACUUCCCUGGUUGCCCAGUGGUUAGGACUCCGAGCUUCCAGUGCAGGGGGCAUGGGUUCGAGCCCUCGGUCAGGGAACUAAGAUCCCACAUGCUGCAUGGCGUAGCCAAAAAAAGAUUUAAAAAUUUUUUAAAUAAAAAAAAUUUUAAAUAAAAUUUUAAAAAACAACGAAAAAAGAAAAUCUAGAGAUUGUCGAAAUGGAGAAAAUGAGAAAAUAACUAUAUUCUUGCCGGCGAGCUGUAGGUCAUACAUGAAUGUCUAGUGAGACAUUCAAAAUUCGGAUAGGGUGCACAGUAACUACUUAUUGUGAGGAGCUGUCCAGUGUAUCGCAGGAUAUUCAGCAUACUUGGCUCUCACAUACUAAAUGCCAGUAGCACCCUCCCUCCCACCCCCUUUAUGGUGGCAACCACAAACCCUAUCAAAUCUAUUCACCUUUCUCAGAGAAGAUAAUUUGUAACAUCCCUUUUGCUGUCCUGAGAUGAUUCAGAUAUUACAAUCUGUAUGAAUUUCUUGAGAAAUCAAUUUAUUGCCCUAUUAUAAUGGAGAAACAAAAGGAAAGAAGUUUGUAAUAAAGAUAAAAUGACUAUCAAUAUGUAAAUGCUCCAGCAUGACCACGCUAUAUGACAUCAUGAAAUAGAUACUUAUUUAUAGUGAAUAGGUUUGGAUUUAAGAGUCGAUCAGAGGUUACUUCCUGAAAAGAAGUACAGGAGAAUGAAAGGUUAGAAGUAUGGGUGACACCAGAAUGAAAACCAGUAUUAGGAUAAGUCAUAACAGACCAUAUACCUUCUCUGUAUGUGGUAAGGGAAAGGGCGAAAUUACCUUAACUGAACUAAGGAUAAUAGGACAAGACAAAUUACACGAUUGUCUAAGAGGAAAAAAGGAAUUAUAUUCUCUCAGGCAAGCUGUAGGUCCUCCAUAAAUGUCCAGUAGGACGUUAGAAAGUCGUAUAGGGAACCGAAUAAUUCUUCUUUGUGUGGGCUAACCCAUACACUGCAGGGCGUCUGUUUUCUCUAGCUGUAUCCGCUCAGUGCCAGUAAAAGUCCGUAAUUAUUAUGAAGUCAAUUCCCAACAACCCAUCAAUUUCCAAAAUACCACAGUGAGAACCACUCAGUUAACAUCUAGCAUCUUUAGAUGAGCUUGCUAACCUCCAUAAGGAGUCCUUCUGUAGAUUAAAUUGGAUGCUUGCCUCCCAAAUCCCUGGUUUUUUAAAACACUUUGCGCCUUGCUUUGUUCAUUUUAAGCAUCUAUCCAUCCAGCUUGGAGCUGUGUGCUUUCUGCAUUAGAAUCUAAGCUCCAUGAGAGCUGAGUUAGCCUGUCUUGUUCACUGUGUUACCCCAGAUACCUAGCUUCAUGAGGAAGAUUUGAAAUCUAUAGUUUGAGGCCUGCUAUGUGAACCCUGCCCGCCAAUAAUUGCAUAGAGAUGAUUGGAUAAGUAUAAAAUGUACUGUUCCUGCCUUUGCUCAGCUUUGUUUGAACUCCUGGGUCCUGUAACCCUUAGCAACCCCUGCAUUCUGUAACCACCUGUAAUUUAUAGAAACUGUGUAACCAAUCAGUUAGUACCAACUGUAGCUAUAUGUCUUAACCUAUAAAAGGAGAAAACUGGCCGAAAAUGGGGCCCAGAACUUUGAAGCGUUAGCUCGUCUGGGUCUGCCGGCUUAAUAAACCUGAGUUCUCCAACCCUGAGUGUGGUGCUUGGUUUCUCGUGGGAUCGAUUUCUGCAACAAGCUGAGUGAUUGAUAUGCUGAUACAUGGGAGAAAUUUUGUUGAAUAAAGUAAGCUCAACUUCUUAUAAUUUAGUAGUUGUAUUUCUUCUUGUUCUUCAAGCUCCACUUGAGAUUAUCUAAUAAAAGGAAAUAAAUACAAAUUUUGGCUCUGCUGCCUUUAUUUGCUCUUUUUCCAGGUAUCUCCAAAAA